AUGUUCUGCGCUCAAUGUGUGUUAUCAUCCUCCCGUCUACCACUCAUAUCUCUCACCUCUCGGUCGUUUGCCACUGGCCAACUGCCACGAGCUGGUGAUGCGCCUCGCCCACCCGCCAAACCAGUAUCAUUAGAACCAGCUCCCUAUAGAUCCUCUGUUACGGCCGACGGUAAGCCUCGGGUAAAGAGUGGGACACCCGGCGGAACAGUCCUCAAAAACAUCAACUUUCUGAAAAAUAGAUCCGAUCCUAUUGCGAUGGAGGACUCGGAAUAUCCGGAAUGGCUAUGGUCCAUGCUCGAGAAUAAGACUGGCGCUGUGGGCGAUUCAGCUGCGGCGGGUGAUGCAUACUCUAAAUCAAAAAAACAACGUGAUCUUGCAAAGAAACAGGCUGCGAAGGUUGCCCGUAUGGAGGCUAGAAACAAAGACGGUUGUAUCUACUAGCGGAGGCCUCCUUCAUAAACUUCCUGCCAUUCCAGGCACAAGAGGGUUAAAGCCAGCAGCAGUGGAGAUUGGGAAGGAUGUUCAUGUUACGCCGCUGGAAGCUCAAGCAGCGCGGUUAGAAACUCGGACAGCCUUGAGGAAGGCACAAAGGGCGGGUAUUCGAGAGAAGAAUUUCUUGAGCACCCUAAAGGUAACGUUGCAAGGGAUAGCUUGCUCAAAUCAUAGGUUGUCACUCGGAAAUCAAUAUGCCCUAUCAUAACGUA
This is a messenger RNA of Tuber melanosporum (Perigord truffle), 704 nucleotides long. RefSeq lists its product as uncharacterized. Bases 1 to 441 code for a protein of 146 amino acids. The transcript has 4 exons. Gene Ontology annotation, cellular component: mitochondrial large ribosomal subunit. The record is from RefSeq and is a predicted model, not a curated record. Gene Ontology annotation, molecular function: structural constituent of ribosome. NCBI's taxonomy places the organism in Eukaryota, Fungi, Ascomycota, Pezizomycetes, Pezizales, Tuberaceae.